UUCAUUUCAAUCUUUUUUUUUGCCAAAAAAUUGUUUUAAAUAUUUUCAAAAAAAUGUUAACUAGUCUUUUGAAAUUAAAUGCAGCAAUACCGGCAUUAUUGCCUGCAUUUAUGUUUAUGUAUUUACAUCGAAUCCGUCAUGAAACACCAUUUGUUCGUGAUGAAUUUUUACGUGAAUAUGAUUAUAUUGUUGUUGGUGCCGGUUCAGCUGGUCCUGUUGUUGCAAAUCGUUUAUCCGAAGAUCCACGUAUAAAAGUAUUAUUAUUAGAAGCUGGUGGUCAUGAAGUUUAUCAAACAGAAAUACCCGUUCUAGCAGCACGUUUACAACUUUCCGAAUAUGAUUGGCAAUAUAAAACUGUACCGCAAAAAUAUGCCUGUCAAGGAAUGAUUGAAAAUCGUUCAAAUUGGCCACGUGGAAAAAUUCUUGGUGGUUGUUCAUCAAUUAAUUAUAUGCUUUAUGUUCGUGGUAAUACAAAAGAUUAUGAUCUUUGGGAAAAAUGGGGUAAUUAUGGUUGGGGUUGGAAUGAUGUUUUCUAUUAUUUCAUUAAAUCGGAAGAUAAUCGUGAUCCAGCAAUUCUAAAGAAUGGUUAUCAUGGUUUCAAUGGACCAUUAACAGUAUCAACAACACAUUAUACAACAGCAAUUGGUGGUGCAUUUCUUGAAGCCGGUAAAUUGUUUGGUUUUCCAAACAUUGAUAUAAAUGGCCCGAGACAAACUGGAUUUGCUAUACCACAAGGUACUGUACGUCGUGGUGCACGUUGUUCAACAGCCAAAGCAUUUAUCCGAGAUUAUCGUGAACGUGAAAAUCUUCAUACAGUUAUUUAUGCACAUGUAACCAGGAUAUUAUUUAAUGAACAUAAACGUGCUAUUGCUGUAAAAUUUGAUCGAAAAGGUUUGGAUUAUAUUGUUUAUGCACGUCGUGAAAUUAUUCUAUCAGCUGGUGCUAUAAAUUCACCACAAUUAUUAAUGUUAUCUGGUAUUGGACCACGUUGGGAUCUGGAACAACUUGGUAUCCCUGUUAUUUCGGAUUUACCUGGUGUUGGUGAAAAUCUUCAGGAUCAUAUUGGUGUUGGUGGUAUGCAAUUUCAUAUUGAUUCACCGGUUUCCGUAGUUCAACCUCGAAUGUAUGUUGCAAAAUCAUUUACACAAUGGAUUACAUUAGGUAUUGGUCCAUUAACAAUGUUGGGUGGAUUAGAUGGCUUAGGUUUUAUUAGUACAAAAUAUGCAAAUGCAAGUGAUGAUUGGCCUGAUGUUGAAUUGCAUUUUAUACCAUCAUGUCCAUCAUCUGAUGGUGGUGAAUCUGUUCGUAAAGCAAUGAAUCUAAAAAAUGAACUAUUUCAACAUGUUUAUGAACCAUUUUUGUAUGAUGAUUCAUUUGCAUAUUAUCCUGUAUUGUUACGUCCACGUUCAGUUGGUUGGAUGAAAUUACGUUCAGCUAAUCCAUAUGAUCAACCUAUUAUUCAACCAAAUUAUUUCAAAGAUCCAUACGAUGUUAAAGUAUUAGUUGAAUCAUUAAAAUUAAGUUUAAAAAUGGCCCUAUCAAAACCAUUUCAAAAAUUUAAUGUCCGACCAUGGCAACGUAAAUGGUAUGGUUGUGAAAAAUAUCGUUGGUUUAGUGAUGAAUAUUUUGAAUGUUUAACACGGUCAUAUUCGGCAACCAUUUAUCAUCCAGUCGGUACGGCUAAAAUGGGUCCACCUGAUGAUCCAAUGGCUGUUGUUGAUCCACAAUUACGUGUUUAUGGUGUAAAAGGAUUACGUGUUAUUGAUGCAUCAAUUAUGCCUAAAAUUGUAUCGGGUAAUACAAAUGCACCGAUUAUUAUGAUUGGUGAAAAAGGUGCUGAUCUUAUUAAAGGUCAUCUUUAUCCACCUGUCAAUGUUCGACCGGGUUAUGCCAGAAUACCAGAAUAUUUAAAAAAUCCUGAAACUGAAAAAAAUGCUAUCGGUGGUCCAUUAAGUAAAAUUGGACAUUUAUUUGGAAAAUUUAAUUUUCUUAAACUUGGCUAAAUGAAAAAAAACCUGAAAAUUCAAAAAACAACUGAAGAACAAGCAAUUAUCCUCAAGUAUGUUCCUAUCUCUGAUGAUCUCUUUCGGCAGCCAAAAAAAAACAA
Molecule: messenger RNA, 2107 nt
Organism: Dermatophagoides pteronyssinus (European house dust mite)
Lineage: Eukaryota; Metazoa; Arthropoda; Arachnida; Sarcoptiformes; Pyroglyphidae
Product: glucose dehydrogenase [FAD, quinone]-like
Molecular function (GO): oxidoreductase activity, acting on CH-OH group of donors; flavin adenine dinucleotide binding
Source: RefSeq, a predicted model, not a curated record